Molecule: messenger RNA, 4733 nt
Organism: Eublepharis macularius
Lineage: Eukaryota; Metazoa; Chordata; Lepidosauria; Squamata; Eublepharidae
Gene: CPNE3
Product: copine 3
Exons: 17
Coding region: 188-1801 (537 amino acids)
Biological process (GO): cellular response to calcium ion; ERBB2 signaling pathway
Cellular component (GO): plasma membrane
Molecular function (GO): receptor tyrosine kinase binding; calcium-dependent phospholipid binding
Source: RefSeq, a predicted model, not a curated record
CCGGGGAGAGGGGACGUUGCUGAGGAAAGAGACAUGCCCUGCCAAAUUUUGUACAGCGCCUGGCGCUCCGCAUUGAUAUACACGUGAAGCAAAUGCAGUGGCAGGGAUAUGUGUGUGUAAUGAGCAGCGGAGCCGGUAGCAACGGUGAAUAGGAACGUUUCAUCUGGGAAGAUAUUUCAGUAAAAUCAUGGCGGCACAGUGUGUAACAAAGGUGGAACUAACAGUUUCCUGUGAUAAUCUCCUGGAUAAAGAUGUUGGCUCCAAGUCUGACCCACUGUGUGUGUUACUUCAGCACACAAGUGGACAGCAGUGGUAUGAGGUUGAUCGAACAGAAAGGAUUAAGAACUGUUUGAACCCCAAGUUUGCCAAGAAAUUUCUAAUUGAUUAUUAUUUUGAGCUGGUCCAGAAACUCAAAUUUGGGGUUUUUGAUAUUGACAAUGCAACUGUUGAACUGAAUGAUGACGACUUCUUAGGAGAAUUUGAAUGCACCCUGGGACAGAUUGUUUCCAGUAAGACGCUCACCAGACCGCUUAUAUGGAAAAAUGGCAAACCUGCAGGAAAAGGAAAAAUUACAGUUACAGCUGAAGAAGUGAAAGAUAAUAGAGUCGUCAUUUUUGAAGUUGAAGCAAGGAAACUGGACAACAAGGACUUUUUUGGUAAAUCUGACCCUUACCUGGAGUUCCACAAGCAGACCUCUGACGGAAGCUGGUUGAUGGUGCACAGAACAGAAGUUAUUAAAAAUAACUUGAAUCCUGUCUGGAGGCCAUUUAAAAUCUCUCUCAACUCUUUGUGUUAUGGUGAUAUGGACAAAACAAUCAAGGUUGAGUGCUAUGAUUAUGAUGGUGAUGGUUCACAUGACCUGAUAGGCACCUUUCAAACCACAAUGUCAAAACUGAAGGAAGCAUCUCGACAGUCACCAGUUGAAUUUGAAUGCAUCAAUCAAAAGAAGAGACAAAAGAAGAAAAGUUACAAAAAUUCAGGAAUUGUGAGCAUUAAACACUGUGAGAUUAUCGUGGAAUGUACUUUCCUGGACUACAUCAUGGGAGGGUGCCAGCUGAAUUUUACUGUUGGCAUUGACUUUACUGGCUCUAAUGGAGAUCCUCGUUCUCCAGACUCCCUACAUUAUAUCAGCCCUAAUGGAGUGAAUGAAUAUCUGACUGCAGUUUGGUCUGUGGGAAUGGUUAUUCAGGAUUAUGAUGCAGAUAAAAUGUUCCCUGCUCUUGGGUUUGGUGCUCAGAUCCCCCCCUCGUGGCAGGUGUCACAUGAGUUUCCAUUAAACUUUAAUCCAUCAAACCCAUUUUGCAGUGGAAUCCAAGGUAUUGUGGAUGCCUACCGGGCCUGCCUCCCUCAAGUGAGGCUGUAUGGGCCAACCAACUUUUCUCCAAUAAUAAAUCACGUGGCUCAGUUUGCUGCUGCAGCUGCGCAACAAAAAACAGCCUCUCAAUAUUUUGUGCUCCUCAUCAUCACCGAUGGUGUGAUCACUGACCUUGAUGAGACCAGAGCUGCCAUUGUUAAUGCAGCCAAGCUCCCCAUGUCCAUUAUAAUUGUUGGGGUUGGAGGGGCUGAUUUCAGUGCCAUGGAGUUUCUUGACAGCGAUUGUGGUGCUCUGAGAUCUCGCUCAGGAGAGGCUGCUAUAAGAGACAUCGUCCAGUUUGUGCCAUUUAGACAGUUCCACAAUGCCCCCAAAGAAGCUCUUGCUCAAAGCGUCCUGGCAGAAGUGCCUCAGCAAGUGGUGAGCUACUUCAGCUUGUACAAGCUCCAGCCUCCAAACAAUCCUGCUGCAAAGCAAAUCGGGAGCUGAGUAGGAGAUACAAGGAUCGGCGAGGGGAUCCCUAUGCCCCAUGUCUCUGCAAUGUCAAAAGACUGUGGCAGAUGAGAAUUUCACACAUUGCAUAUAUAUGCAUUGCAGCUAUGCAGUGCAUAUAUAUGCAAACAUAUUCUGCAUUGCCAAAGAUGCCAUUAUGUUUAUCAAUCCACUCUUGGGCACAUUUUGAAAAAAUAUUUCUAACAUAUGAGAGACAUGAACAUUACACAUCUGUAGGAGGAGCAGAGCACCUGCUUUCUUUCAUACUCUCUAUUUUUUUGCUCCUUCACAUGGUGCACAGGACAAAGCACAGUGACUUGCUAGUAGUAAUUAAACAGAGCUUUGCACAGGCUUUAGUGUGGCUUCAAGAAGCUUAUGCCGAAGCCAUUUUAACCUGUAACCUUGGCUGUUCAAAGCUUAGCAUUGAUUGUAUAACAUGUUCAGCUGCUUCUUCAGGAGAAGGUAUAAAGCUCUGAAAUCUUUCUUCAUUCUGUCCUAAUGACCGAUAUAUGGUUCUUCUGAAUUAUUUCUAAACAUAGCACCUUGGUCAAGUAAUCAACAGUUGACAAAUGAGUAUAAUUUGGAGUCUGGAGUUGAAGUAUAUUCAAAAAUCCAGAUAGAUCUUAUAUUUAAAUAUUAAAAAAAAUGCAUGUCUCUUGUAACUUUGCCCCAGGUGAUACCUUUCCACUCUGUAUAGAAGAUAUAAAGAAUCUAAUUGUGCAAAAUUAUAGCCUGUGACUUGUGGACCAUGAAGCACAACAAAGAAGCUCACAUCCCCCUCCCCCACCCCUGUAUAUGUUUCUAUUUUGUGCCUGUAUAUAGGAAUAGGUCUACGUGCUACUGAAACUGUACUGUUUGCACACAUCUAAAAAAAAUUAUACUGUCCUGGUUCAGUAGUUCUACAAUGCCUCAGCCAUUUUUGUUCAGUUGUGCAUAAUUAUGUUGAGCUGUAUUACAACAGCCAGGCCAAAAUGGCUGGAAUUCUUUUCUUCUUUCUUUCAGGACAGCUACUUGUCUAAUUCUUUGGUUUGUUUUUUGACAGUCACUUUUCCUUAUGUCUCCUUUUGCUUCUUUGUUGAGUGCAAGGGAGCUUUAACCUACCUUCUGCAUUUCUUCAUCUCAUAUGCACAUAUAUAGGUAGCUCAUGUGAAGAUUUUUUUUUUAAACACCCUGUAGGAUCCCAAUAAGUUUUCUGCUAAUAGAAAGCACUUCCAUCAGUCAAAUGGAACUUCCCUCCCUCCCUCCUUCCACUGUAGCCUACUGAUCUCCCUGAAGUGCUGCUCCUGAAGGACAGCAUGAAGGGGAAAUGUGGGGACCGAGGGGGGGGGGGGGAGUCUGCAGUGGAAAGGGGAAAAUUGGCAACCCCCUCCUUCCCAGACAGUUUAGUCUGGAUCCAGCCCAUCUUGUAUUUUGUCAAAACUAUGUCAUAAAGCUAAAUUGUACAUAAAUGUUUUUAUGUCUAUUCUGAUGCUGUAAGUAGAAAUUGAUUGGAUGAAAUUAAACCUGUCUGUAAACUGUGUCAUACUAUAAACCAUUGUGGGCUUGAUAGCUGUAUUGGGAGCAGGAUCUAGGAUACAUGAAUUUGUAUUCUUCUGAGACUGGAACUACUUGCUUUAACAUAUUAUCAUGCUCCUCAGUAUGUUGGGUUAUUUGUAGAUAAAAGCUCAGGACGUAUGCACAUGUGUACAAAUAUCCAUUAUUGAUCUGACUCAAGAUAAUAUUCCCAUACAGCAUAUUUUACAUUGAAGCAUAUAUUUGUUAGGUUUGGAACUUCAGUUUCUGCUAUUUAGAUUUUGCUGACUUUCGGGUAGUUUUUUAUUUAGAUCACUUUUCUCAAUAAAUAGCAAAGCAAACCUGGGCCCUUAGAAUGUGGAAGUAUUUUGUAAAGCCAAAUUGUCAUUAUUACUUACUGGAUUGUGACGCUUUCAGCAUUUAUUAUCUUUGAAAUCCAAGUAUGUCAGAAGCAAGAGCUGGAAAAUACAGUGUUCUCUGUGGUAUGAUUCACAUGCAACAACAAACUGGAGUUCAUCAUUAUAGCCCCUCCCAUUGUACUUGGCUCAGAAAUUAUUUCCAGUUUUGUGGCAAAGAGUAAAUUUUUGAUACACUUGUAACCAUUCCAUUAAAACCAGGAUUGACUGUGGUUUGGACAGAAGAGAACAAACUUCUUCUCAUGUCUGCAUCUCAAACUAUGGCUGCCUGUGAAAGUAGAAAUGAUUCAUUGCCAAGCUGCAUGUGAGGAAAAGAGGCAGGAAAGGGAGCCCAGUGUUUUCCCAGUCUUGUUACCAUUUUUUAAAAAGAUUCCCAUUAAAACUGAACCAUGUCUGGCUUUAUGCAACAAAAGUUCAGCAAACGCUGCCAGAUCUGCAGUGAGACUGCAAGCCAUUCUCCUGCCCUCUAUUUGCACUAUUAUCAAUCUGUCACAUAUUUGCUUUCAAACAUAAUGAAAAAGGGGAGAGAGAUCCCGAUAUGAAUCCCUCCAGUCAGUAUCAUAUGUGCUAUAUCUUUCUCUUCACAAAAAGAACCAUCCUAUAGUUGUAGCAUGGCUUGGAUCAUGCAGAGUUUAUAAUUGAUUUCUAAGUGUAUUUGGGGUGGGGGCUCUUGUAAAUAAUAAAAAGAUGUCAUCUAGAACAGUAUACUAAGGAACAGUAUCAAAGUUUGUAUUUCCCUCAUUCUCCACAGUAUUAAAUUCUUGAUGAUGCAUUAGCACCACCUUGUGGUAGAAUGGAAUUACUGGCAUUUUUUACUAAAAGAAUGGCCUUUUUCUGUUUAAUAUUUUCUAGUAAAAUACAGCUUUUUAUGAGGAAAAAAAUCAUAUGGUGUGGUAUUUGUAUGUUUUAUACUAUUUCAUAUGUUAACCUCUUUAUAUUCAACGUUAACUUCAGUUGAGACUGCUUCUGGUGCCAUAUUAAACUUACAACUCUGUAUCCUA